Messenger RNA from Zerene cesonia (dogface butterfly), 1854 nucleotides. RefSeq names its product actin-related protein 6 (gene Arp6). The record is from RefSeq and is a predicted model, not a curated record. The coding region runs from base 201 to 1385 and encodes 394 amino acids. Gene Ontology annotation, cellular component: Swr1 complex. The transcript has 2 exons. Gene Ontology annotation, molecular function: nucleosome binding. NCBI's taxonomy places the organism in Eukaryota, Metazoa, Arthropoda, Insecta, Lepidoptera, Pieridae.
UUUUGCAAGGCUUUAUUCGGUUUUAUAAACAUUGGGUUUCGACUGGAAAAUAUUAUGUUAUCGUGAAUUUCUUCAUGAAAUAAAUCUAUAAUGACACAAAAAUAUAAAGUAUAGCUCAUACGAAAGAGUAUGCAAAUUUAAAAUAAGUAUCUAAUUAAUUAACAGUAAGAGAAUCAGUGUUUGUACCGGUAACCAAAAAGAUGAGUGAGGCGUCGUGCUACAUCUUGGAUAAUGGAGCUUACACAGCCAAAGUUGGUCUUUCCUCGAUGGAACCAAAAAUUGUACCUAAUUGUAUCAUGAAAGCGAAAUCUGAGCGACGGAGACCUUUUAUCGGAUCUCAAAUAGAGGAAUGUCGUGAUGCGUCUGGAUUAUUUUACAUUCUUCCAUUCCAAAAAGGCUUUCUUAUCAAUUGGGACACACAGAAAACCGUUUGGGAUUAUAUAUUCAGUAAAGAAUGUUGUCCGGUCAAUUUCAGUGAAACACCGCUGAUUCUUACGGAGCCAUUGUUCAAUUUCUAUUCUAUUCAAGAGGCUAUGACUGAAAUAUUUUUCGAGGAAUAUGAAUGCCAGUCGCUACUGCGUAUAAAUUCGACAGAUUUAGCUGAAUAUCAUUAUAGAAAGUUCCAUAAUAAUGAAAGUACUGUUGUGGUAGAUUCUGGAUACAGUAAUACAUAUAUAGUACCUUAUAUUAAAGGUAAGAAGUGUAAAGAAGGUAUAAGACGCAUAGAUGUUGGAGGUAAAGUGCUUACAAAUCAUCUCAAAGAGAUAUUGUCAUAUCGCCAGUUGAAUGUAAUGGAGGAAGGGUUUGUUAUCAAUCAAGUUAAGGAGGAUUCAUGUUUUGUAUCACAGGAUUUCAUGGGCGAUAUGGAGACAGCUAGAAAAAAAGCUCCAGAAAAUACAAUAGUAAAGGAUUAUGUACUUCCCGAUUAUACAACAUUACGACGGGGUUAUCUUCGAGACAUUGUAAAACCUGACGAAGACCUAGAACAACAAACAUUAAGGCUAAAUAAUGAACGAUUUAGCAUUCCAGAAUUGUUAUUUCACCCUUCAGAUGUUGGUAUUCCUCAAAUGGGAAUAUCGGAAGCUAUAAUGCACUCUAUUAACGCAUGUCCAGAAGAAAACCAGGAAAGUAUGCUAGAAAAUAUAAUUUUAUUUGGUGGCAACACUUUGUUCCCUGGUUUUCGGGAUAGGGUGUAUAAUGAGGUGCGUGCGUUUGCAUUGGACCAUUUUAAUGUGAAUGUUAGUAUUGGGGAGAAUCCGUUGACAUAUGCAUGGGAAGGAGGAAAGUUACUAUUUCGGGAUCCUGAUUUCUAUUCGUUUUGUAUGACUAAGGAGGAAUAUGAAGAGGAAGGGAAGUCGUUAGCAUUCGAAAGAUUUGAUAUAUAACGAAAAAAACGAGCGAGGAAGUCUUCCGAUUGAAGACUCUCGCUCGUAAAACUAGGAGAGCUGAAUUUUUAAAUAUGUUGUGGUGUUGGACUCGGAUAGAAUCAUGGUGAAGAUUUAACAAAAAACUGUUGUAAUGUGGCUUGAGUUUUAUUGAUUGCAGUGAAAGUGGACAUUAUGUUGUACUGAACUGAACUAUAAAACUUUAAGGAAUGUAAAAUUUCGAUAAAAUAAACUAGAUAAUGUAAAAACUUGUUAAAAAUAUAUAUUUGAUAUUUAGACACUUAACAACUAUUUGAAAAUAAUUGUUAUUCUCUUGUAUCAACUAGAUUCGUUAAAUGAAUUUAAAUUUAUUAAUUUCAUUAUAACCAGUCAACUAAUUCUGUCUAAAAGUAGUUUUAGUUAGUGAUUCUAUAAUAAGUCAUAAGAAUAAGUAAUGUGAUACUUAAGUGAUAAAAAUAUACAUUAACAA